UACAGCAAAAUGGAAAAUCCGAAUGGAAAUCCAAAUGCCGAGCUUCCGAAUCAGCACCCACCAGAAUGUCCCCCAAAUCGUCAAGAUCGCCUUCAAUACGCUCUCACUAUCAAACGCAUCAGAAAUGAGAGAUACCAUCCAAUCGAGAAACAGGAAGAAAAUCGAGAGAUACCAAUCCGCCAAAUUAAUUAAAAUGAUUUCAUUCAUCAGAAGACCAGGAUAGAGUCGGCGAACUACCUGAGAGUCAGAAAUACCCACGAGAAGAGAACACUCGAAAACGAUGGUUACAAUACCAACAGCAUUGUCAGAAAAUCGGUCAAAAAAAUCGGUCAGAAAAUUGUCAAAAAAUACGAUCGUCAUUUUCUUGAUCAUCAACACCCCGGUUUCGCAAUCAUAUAACUCGAUAGCAGAAUUACACCUCCAAAUCGCCAAAAGACCACCGACUGUGGUCAUCGAACAAGAAGUUCCAGCGAAACCAGCUCAAAUUCAAGCUUCAUCAACCAUCUGAGUAAUACCAACGACGAUGAGCCAGAAAUGUCGUUAACUGAUGAAUAACCAACGAAGAGAAAUAUUAUACCCUCGUUUAAAAUUAUUAAUGAUUCCCCGCCAUACCCUCUAGACACAUGUCAGUCCCUCAAGGACACCCAUUGAGCUAAAAGCUCCCGAAUAAAUUCGAAUUCAUUGAAAAA
Messenger RNA from Caenorhabditis elegans, 689 nucleotides. RefSeq lists its product as uncharacterized. NCBI's taxonomy places the organism in Eukaryota, Metazoa, Nematoda, Chromadorea, Rhabditida, Rhabditidae. The coding region runs from base 23 to 223 and encodes 66 amino acids. The record is from RefSeq and is marked reviewed. The transcript is spliced from 4 exons.